AUGUGCCUCCUCAGCAGACAAAGACUUGGCCUUGGCCUUAAUAUCCUCUGGCUUUGGAAGACUGUCCAGCAAUUUGAAGAUCUUAGGGUAAGAGCUUGCGUCCAAUCCAGGCUCCUUGUUGAGACCCAGGUCAGUCAAGGCCCAACCGAUCGGCCAGAAGACGUGGAUAUCAGCCAGACCAAUCUGGCUUCCAUUGAUGAAAGGUCCAGCGCCGCUCAGGAUCUGCGUCUCAAUCUCAGCCAAGCGGGCCUUGAAUUGAGCCAAACCACUCGGUCUCAAAGUCUUGAUAUCAGAACGUCCAAGGGAAGGGAAGAUCGUCCCGCGAUCUUUGACGAACUCUGGAGUCAAAAUCUCAAGAGGAAUCAACGAGAGGACUUCAGCAAAGAGGUUCACUCCGUACGUCUCGUAGGCCUUGUCUGCUGGGUUUUGCUGGACUUUGCCGAGCUUUGCGAGGAUGAGAUCGAUGAUCUUGGAAGAGUCGACAUAGACAUCCUUGCCGAGGGCGAUGAUUGGAAUUCGACGAUACGUGACACCCAACUUCUCGAGAUCUGGACGUGGAAGCACGGCUGGUGUGUCGACAAUUGCGAAGUCUACGCCAGCGGCAUGCAGAAGAAGUCUAGUCUUCUGCCCAUAUGGGGAGAAAUCGGCGAGGAAGUUAGCUCACACCUCACUGUGAAUGGGGCUGACUGCUUACCAUAGUCGUACUGGAUUACUGUCGCCAUUUUGUAUAUGAUCUGCUCAAGGUGUCUAGUUGUCCUUCGUUCAAAACUUGGAAAACUCCUCCAAAGGAAGUACUCAUGUUGCUUCUUAUCCGGCUCAUGGUGUUUGCCUUUCUACCGAGCUCUAGACCUCACUAGCUUCUAUGAUGUGAUGCCGUUGCGGAGGCACGAGCAGUUGAGCCACUGAGAAGAAGGGACGACCGCAGAUUAUUUGGAAGCAAGCUCAGAAUCGUCGCG
Messenger RNA from Cercospora beticola, 956 nucleotides. The record is from RefSeq and is a predicted model, not a curated record. Lineage: Eukaryota; Fungi; Ascomycota; Dothideomycetes; Mycosphaerellales; Mycosphaerellaceae.